AUGAGCCGAACACUGUUCCAAACUAUCCGUGGGUCGCUCCAAAUCCACCCUCCUCUUGAUGCAACCGAGACCGAGGAUACAGCUUCAUCUUCGGACAAGGACCCAAGUUGUGCUGAUCCAGGAGUAGAAGCUACAGAUGGCGAUGCUACAGAGGCGAACGCAAGAGUCGGACCUGGAGAUAACUCGGCCUCAGCACCUAUUGCACCGGAGAACGCAGCUCUAGUGGAAUCGGAGGCUGACCGACUUGCUCGUCAGGAUCCGCUAUGGCACAGCCGCCACUUACUAGAGCACUUCCAGCGCAAGUUUGCAGCAACAGCAGUUCCGUUUGGUGUGAGCAGUCUAGACGAAAACGGUGUGCGAACCAAGGCUCGGAGUGCAGCGAAGUCUUUCAUGCCACUGAAGCCAGACAAGUUUGCGAUUCGAUUCUACGCUGUAGUGGGCUGGGGCUCUCUGUAUGUACACAUCCUAUGGGACAAUGGAUCAGGAAAUAAGCUGCCGACUACGCCCGCGCAGCGGUACACUCGACUUUUCCCAAGAAUGCGAACUCCGUUGGACAAUACGCUGCGUCGGGCGGAUGUUCGGAUUAAGUCGGAUGCUGCCGGUGCACUGUGGAUGGCUAUGAUAGCCCAUCAAACAAAACGCUUUCCAGCUCCAUCGCAGAGGCGCUUGCUUGUGUGCGACAAUUUUUAUACACGGCAUGAUCUCGCCAAUGCCGUUCUUGCGUUGACGGAUGGAGAAGUCCGCAUGCUUGGCGCAGUCCGGCGAGACUGGGCUGGUCGCUUAAACAAAGCGGCCGUUAGACUAUCGAUGAGCCUACUCACUUGGGCUUUGGAUAUGUCAAUCAUCAACGCCUUUGCGCUGCUGAAGCAGGUUGCCCCAGAGGCGGCAGACACACCCAAAACCCUUCGUGAGUUCAAGCGGAGGGUAUGUGAAUCUCUCACAGAACCAUACCGCCGUUCGCGAGAACGGAAACGCGCUUCAUCAAAACGGCCAAGAUGCGAUUCGCCUUCCAACAUGCUGGUCGAAGGUCCGGCACUUCAUGCUUUGACUCCGAACAGCCAUGAGAAUUCAAGCGGCAAGUUGACAUUCUACUUGUGUAGUUUGCGGGGAAUUCAGUCCAAGUCUUCAUACGGAUGUACGAAGUGCCAGCGAGGUUACCACGUUGCUUGCUUCUGCGUCAUGCACUACAAAGAUGCGUUUCAAGCCUCUACCGAUAGUGUCGCGCACGCCUUGGAGGCCAUUCGCAGUGCCGAAAAUGAAAACGCGCCCUUCAAAACGCGUAGACGUCAGAACAAGUCCAUCACAUCGUUAUCCAACCUGGAGCUGCCGACUCAAGAACAUUGA
This is a messenger RNA of Phytophthora sojae, 1344 nucleotides long. RefSeq lists its product as hypothetical. The record is from RefSeq and is a predicted model, not a curated record. The coding region runs from base 1 to 1344 and encodes 447 amino acids. The transcript is spliced from 2 exons. Lineage: Eukaryota; Oomycota; Peronosporomycetes; Peronosporales; Peronosporaceae.